Messenger RNA from Mangifera indica (mango), 1453 nucleotides. Its product is annotated as probable serine/threonine-protein kinase PBL23. The transcript has 5 exons. The record is from RefSeq and is a predicted model, not a curated record. Bases 175 to 1317 code for a protein of 380 amino acids. Gene Ontology annotation, biological process: protein phosphorylation. Lineage: Eukaryota; Viridiplantae; Streptophyta; Magnoliopsida; Sapindales; Anacardiaceae. Gene Ontology annotation, molecular function: ATP binding; protein kinase activity.
AAUUCAUGAAAGUAGUAGUACUUUUUGCAAAGUACCACUAGGCCUGUUAAUUCAAGAUUCAUUUUGAUAUUUGUUAAAUCCUGGUUUGAAGAAGUGUAUAAAGGAUUUGCCAAGUAUUAUUUUUUAGCAGGGACCUAUCUAAGGGCAACCAAAGAGAAUUUCAUUAGGAUUAUAAUGGGCUGCUUUUCAUGUUGCAUUCCACAUGAGAGAGAAGCCAGAAAAACAUUGAAAAGAAGCAGCAAGGACUACCGUAACCCCAAUAAUGCUGUAUGCCCAUUUACUAGCAUCUCCUUUAAAUCUGAUAGUAGCAAGCACAGAUACAUAAAUGAAGAAAUAAGUAAAAUGGGUAAAGAGAAUAAGUCUGCAAAGAUCUUCUCCUACCGAGAGCUAUGCGCUGCGACAACAAACUUCAAUUCUGAAAAUCUGCUGGGCGAAGGAGGCUUUGGGAGGGUAUACAAAGGGAAGCUUGAAAAUCAAGUUGUUGCCGUUAAGCAACUGGACAGGAAUGGUUUUCAAGGAAACAGAGAAUUUCUAGUAGAGGUUUUGAUGUUAAGCCUACUUAGUCAUCCAAACCUCGUCAAUUUGGUUGGAUAUUGUUCUGAUGGCGAUCAAAGAAUUUUAGUAUACGAGUACAUGGCCGGAGGCUCCCUGGAGGACCACCUUCUUGAUUUACCUCCAAAUAGUAAACCUUUAGAUUGGACAACCAGGAUGAAAAUUGCUGAAGGUGCAGCUAAAGGGCUUGAAUAUUUGCAUGAAACAGCCAAUCCCCCGGUGAUAUACCGUGAUUUCAAAGCAUCGAACGUACUUCUAGAUGAGGAUUUCAAUCCAAAACUCUCCGAUUUUGGCCUCGCCAAGCUUGGUCCAACUGGGGAUAAAUCUUAUGUCUCCACUAGAGUAAUGGGCACCUAUGGAUAUUGUGCACCUGAAUAUGCUUUAACAGGACAAUUGACAAGCAAAUCCGAUGUUUAUAGCUUCGGAGUCGUAUUAUUAGAGCUAAUCACAGGAUGGAGAGUCAUUGACGAUUCAAGACCAACAGAAGAACAGAAUUUAGUUGCUUGGGCAACACCUUUAUUCAAGGACAGAAAAAACUUCACAAUGAUGGCAGAUCCGUUGCUAAAAGGAAACUACCCCGUAAAGGGUCUUCACCAAGCAUUUGCAGUGGCAGCCAUGUGUCUUCAGGAAGAAGCAGCAAUGCGACCAUUGAUGAGUGAUGUGGUGACAGCUCUAGGGUUCUUAGCUAACAAAAGAGAGGUAGAAGAGAUGAUGGAAAGCGGUAUUCAUUAUGGCUCUGGAUAUACUAACAGAUAUAGUAUUUAAGACACAGAAAGCUUUAGCCAUAAUAACGGUGCUGAGGGGUAGCCAUUGAAGCAAGAAAAAAUGAAUUUUGAGCAUGACAUUUGAGAACUGUUUACUGGAAUUAUUUCAUGUUUCUGCCUACUUGUAUGUUAUUGUA